UCAUAUGUGACUCUCACAUGAAACUGAUUUACUGUGAAUUUUGCAGUUUCAAUAAUUCAUUAAGUAACAUCAAAAUGGUAUAUAAUGCAAACUAUUGAAAAAACAUGAUCAAAUUACCAUUCAAAUAUCACGUCUGUUCAUAUAAUGUAAGAGAAUUCAUAUUUUUCAGUUUGAAGCUUUUUGCUCUUUUUCUCCUUCUGCUGUGAGUUCAUGUAAUUUAUCUGUAAAAGACUGAACACAUGAGCUGCUCCUCAUUAAGCUAAUACUGCAGUACUGAUAGUCACACUGUCAAGUCAAACUGAGAAAGAUAUAAAUUAAUUACAAAUUUAAUAUAAACAAAUAAAUAAAUAACAUGGAAAAAUAUAAAUAAUAAAUAAAGAGCUAUAGUAGUCUCAGCCAAUCGGAGCAAGGGGCAGAAAAGAGGAACUGAAAAAAAAAUCCAGUGCUGUGAGGAGCGCGGCUGGCGAGCUCUGCGGAAAUUCCUGGCUGAACGCAAUAAAGAAAAGUGCACAGAUGUCCAACAUCAUCGAAUCCCGGAGUGGAAGCCGGUUUUUCACCUUUCUUGCUGGCAUAUUUGAUACUUUCAAUAAAAAAGAAGAGUGAAAUCCAGUCAAGGCUCCAUCGAUGAUGUUUCCCUCCCUUUCAAGCGGGGAUAUUGUGCACAUAAACAAAUAAGCUUGACAGUGAAAAACCGGGAAACCAGUAGCAGCUGGAAACCUGUGACACUUAAAGAGACAAGAGACACUGUUUGAAGAAUUAUAAAUUUCUUCCCAACAUUAACUGAAAUCAAAAUGGCCGAGCAAGCGACCGGGAAGUCACUCGAGCAGCUGAAAGCAGAAAGGACAGUGGAGAAAAGAGCAUUCACACGACUAAUUAACACCAUAACCAGAGCUUAUCAAGAGAUGACGGAAGAUGAUCUUCACGACAGUUUAAGUAAACUCACUAAGCAAGCAGAGAAAGUCAUGGAAGCGAAUGAUGAUCUUGAAACGGGCAUCGUCGCAGAAUUAGAGGCGGAGCUGGACGCAGACAAGUCAGCUGUGUUAACAGAACAGCAAAAAGGCGACCUUGAAAAGACUGCGAGUGAGUGUGACUUAAAACUGAAAGAAAUUAAAGGUCUUCUUCAAGAAACUCUCUGGGCCAAGUAUGGAGAUCUUGAAUUGUCCACAGCGCUGCAGGUUGCUGAAGCUGAAAGUGAACGUGUCGCAGCAGUAGUUCCAGAUGGAAAUCACGAAGCAUACGACUUCAUGCUCAGUCACCUUCAAAAUUUAGUAAAGACUGCAAAAGACCUGUACAGCCGGUGGCAGCGGUGCAUCCCAUCAGGUGAUCAAAAUAACUUCCGCCAAGGCCUGAGAAGUCUCGAACUCAACGUUACCAGAUUAGUUUCGAGAAAAGCUGAUUUCAUUCGUGCGAGACGAGAGGAAGAGGCAGAGAAGAUAACACCUCCACCGACAAUCUCUAGCUACCCUGUGGCAACAAUUAAGUUAAAGCCCACGUCCCUCCCAAAGUUUACAGGUAACAAACGUGACUUUCACAGAUGGAAAAGAGACUGGGAAGCACUUCAAAAGCAGGGUGAGCCUACUGGUUCCAAGGAGGUUAAGAAGAUUCAGGUGCUUGACAGUCUCGAAGAGAGGAUUGUAAGAGAUCUUCGCCUCACCGCUCAUAAUACAGCAGAUGAUAUUUUCCGUGUCUUGGAAAAUCGCUACGGAAAUGUGACAGCUAUUGCUAUUGAAAUAGUGGAGGAUUUGCAAAAAAUACCUGCUAUAAGAAGUCACCACCCACGGAAAAUAGUCGAAUUAAUCCAAGCAGUAGAAAAAGCACUUGGAGAUUUGAGUGACCUUGGAAACACUGGCGCUAUUAAAAAUCCUUUAGUGACAAAGUCAAUUGAAGGGAAACUACCUGAGUCUCUCAAGAAAGAAUGGCUUGUUCAUGUCUCUGACCAGCAAAGCUCCAUCACACCAGACAACCGGUUUGAUAAUCUGUUAGCAUUCCUCAAAAAGCAAGAGAGCAUUUACGAGCAGCUCGAACAGCUAAGGGAUGAGGAAUCAAACAGAAGGGAGUCAAGAACCGAGCCAAGGUGGGCAAGAACAAAGUCCACAAAAUCAAGCAACGACCAAUCAGGGUGUGUAGUCUGUGGUGACGUUAGACAUAAAAGGAAGCUCUACUUCUGCAGACAGUUCCGAUCACUGAAGCUAGCAGACAAAAAGGCUGCAGUAAGAAAACUGGGAGCUUGUAAAAGGUGUCUCGAAAUCCACGAGGACCAUUCAUUCUGCAAACCCACCUAUCUAUGCAAAAACCAAGCCUGUGAAGACGAGAGUGUUCCUGAGCAUCACUACUAUUUAUGCCCAAGUGCUGAAAGAAAGGAAAGCAGUGCUAUCCAGAAAAAGAGCAAGUUUCAUACUGAAGGAGGCAAAGGCAGAAAAGACUACACAAAAGAUCAAGAAGACUUCCUCAGUAAACUUCCACCAGAAUUAGCACAGCAAUGCCGAAGUGUGUUCUCAAACACUGCAGCAAGAGCGUUUAAUGUGACGAAAGAACAGCCAAGUUUACUAGCAGAAUGUGGGUUGCUAGAACUGCCAGUAAUCAUGAUGCUUCUCAAUGUGACCGCUAAUGCGGGACAGAAAAUUGGAACAUUAAUUGACUUAGCAUCAGACACUAAUUAUAUAACACACAGUGCUGCAAAUCGUCUGAACCUGAGAGGUGAAAGAAUCACUCUUGUCAUCCAUGGAGUCGGAGGGAUGAAAGUUUGUGUAAAGACCAAGCGGUAUCUUCUAAAAAUCAGAGUAAGAACUCUCCAGGGCACUCUCAGGUCACAUCAGUUGGCUUGCUAUGGAUUAGAAAGCAUCGCCGAGAUUCACAAAACAGUGCUGGCUGAGCAAUUGCAAAAUUUCUUUCCAGAUGUUCCCCUUGUCGAACUUGAGAGGCCUAAAGUAGUCGAGCUGCUUAUAAGCCAUCGAGAAGGCCAGCUAGCCCCACAGAGAGUCAGGGUGGUUGGAGACCUGGUUCUAUGGGACGGUCCCCUGGGAAAGACAGUUGGAGGAACUCACCCCAAGCUUUUCGAAGAGGUUGCUGUAUCAGCUCACAGGUCCAAAACGCACUUCGCAAGGUCGAUGAGAAUGGCAGCUGUGAAGUAUGAGGAAGUAACAGAGUACUGUCCACCAAACAAGCCAUUAGCCAGAUUUCAUGAAUCAAGCACACCAACCAGCACCCGAGACUUUCUGGAGUGGUGGAAGUGGGAUUCCAUUGGUGCAGCAUGUGAGCCUAAAUGUGGUGGCUGUCGCUGUGGAAAUUGCCAACCUGGUGGGAAGGAAAUGACUCUUGCUGAGGAGAGGGAACUCGAAAUAGUAAGAGAAGGCCUCUCUUAUGUCAUAGAAGACAACCACAGCAAAGAACCACACUGGCACGCAAAGUAUCCUUGGAUGGAGGACCUAGCUUCCUUGCCAGACAACAGGAGUGCAGUUGAGGCUACGUUCUUGAGGAUGGAAAAACAGCUAGCCAAAGAACCUGAAUGGAAGGCUGCUUACAGCGCUCAGGUGCAGGACAUGCUUGACACAGGGGCUGCAGUAAAGUUAUCCAAAGACGCAAUUGCUAAUUGGAUUGGGCCUGUAUGGUAUGUAAGCCAUCUUAUUGCUCCUAACCCUCACUCAGUCACAACACCAGUGAGGCUUGUUUGGAACAGCAGCCAAAGAUUCAGAGGUGUCAGCAUGAACGAUUUGUUAGUGAAAGGUCCAGACUUUCUUAACCAGAUACGUGCUGUCCUGCUGAGGUUCAGGAGUGGAGUGUACGCGGCAUUAGGGGACAUCAAGAAGAUGUACAAUUCAGUUUGGUUAGAGGACAGAGAAAUGCAUCUACACCGAUUCCUUUGGCGAAACUCUGAAGACAAGGAGCUGGAGGAAUAUGCAGUCACACGAGUCAACAUUGGAGACAAACCAGCAGGGUGCAUCGCGCAGCUAGCAAUGCGUGAAACUGCUAAUUUGCCAUCCUUUGCUCACCUUGAGGAAGAGCGCAGAGUGCUCCAUCAAGACAGCUAUGUUGACGACAUUCUCACGUCCCACAACGACUUUCACCAGCUGAGGUCCAUCACUGCAAAUGUGGAGCUGAUCUUAAAGGCAGGAGGGUUUCUUCUUAAGCCAUGGGUAUUCUCAGGUCAAAGUGGGAGGGGUGACCCAGAAAAUGAGCCCUCUGUAAUCAAGGAAAAGAUCAUGGUUCUACCAAACCAAAUGCACGAGGACGACAAUAAAGCACUUGGCCUGGGUUAUGACGUGGAAGAUGACAAGCUCCAUGUGAUGACAUCAAUCAAUUUCUCAAAGAGAAAAAAGAAAAUGAGACUAGGUCAAAAUCUCUCACAAGAGCAAGUCAGAACCCAGACACCGAAUCCACUGACACGUAGGGAGUUGUUGAGUCAGAUAUCAGGGGUGUAUGAUCCGGUAGGCCUAGUGACUCCCGCCAAACAGAAGGGGGCAAUUCUAGUCCGCAGAGCUUUCCAAGAGGCAAAAGAUGGAAAGGUUCCAGUCAGUGAAAGUUGGGAUACUGCCCUCUCGGACGGUCUAAGAGAAGACGCGGUUAAGCUCUUUGAGGAAUACGUCCAGCUUGGCCAGAUCAAAUUCCCUAGGGCUUUAACUCCUCCAAAUUCCAAUGGUGAACCCUGCGCGAUAACCUUUUCAGAUGGGAGCGAAAAUGCUUAUGGUGCGGUAAUGUACCUAAGAUGGAACUCUGAUCAGGGAUCAGUGAUCAAACUUGUGGAGUCCAAAGCCAAACUGACACCAUUAGACCACAAAGGAGACGCUGUCAAAGCAGAGAUGUGCGGAGCAGUGUUCGCUUCGUGGCUGCGGAAGUACUUUGAGCAGCAUUGCCAAAUUCGAGUUGGAAAAUGGUACCACUUGGUUGAUAGCCAAACAGUCCUUGGCGCUAUACAGCGAGAAAGCUAUGGCUACAAAACAUUCUUCGCUAACAGGAUUGGAGAAAUCCAAGGAAUUACGAAGGCGCAGGAAUGGUGGUGGAUACCAGGUCCACAGAACAUUGCAGAUAUGAUCACUAGGGGGGCUAAUCCUCAAAAUCUUGAUGAAAAUUCAGAGUGGCAGAAUGGGCCGAAGUUCUUGAGCUUACCAGUAGAUGAAUGGCCAGUCAAGUCAGGAAAGGAUUUGGCAGCUUCUGCCCGAGAAAGCAUCAGUAAGCUUCAAAAGAAGGCAUUUGCAGCUGCACUGGCAAGGUCUAAAGCGAAAACGCAGGAACCAGUUGAAUUAUCAAGGCAAAAUGAGGAUCUUAUCCAAGUCCAAAUAUAUCCCAGAAGACCACCUGCAGGAUUAGCUGUCCAAAACUUAUUCAUUGUGGAAAGAUUCAGUGAUCUAUCCAGACACAUAGUUAAAACAGUAGCUUGGGUUUGGAGAGCAGUGAAGAAGUUCCUUGGCAGGGAUCGGACCCUAAACAACCCAAAGUGGGAGGCAGUCUCUUCAACAGGAACCAUAUCAGUGAGGGAAAGAGAAGACGCCCUACGAGACAUUUUCCUUGCUGCGCAAGAAGGUAUAACCUUCCCCAACACCACCAAAGACAGGCUGGUAGCCUAUAAGAAUCCAGACUCUGGGCUAUUGGUUUGUGGCGGAAGAGUGCAGGUUUUUAAAGAAGAUCAAGUUAGUGUUCCAAUCCUUCCCUACAACGCAUGGGUGUCUACACUGCUAGCCCGAGAAUCUCACAGAGAAAGCCACGGGGGUUUGGCUGAAACUUUACUUAGGAUGAGGAGGAAGGCUUGGGUCAUCAGGGGUAGACGAAUAGCCCAAAAGGUUGUUGACAGCUGUGUUCAGUGUCGGAAGACCAAAGCAAAGAAAUGCCAACAAGUGAUGGGUGAUUUACCACCAGAGAGGUCGCAGCCAGCUGUACCCUUCGAAUUUACAACAGUGGAUCUCUUUGGACCCUACCUGGUGAGAGAUGAUGUUAAGAAAAGAGCUUCUAUGAAGGUCUGGGGAGUUGUCUUUUGCUGUAUGUCAAGCAGAGCAAUCCAUGCAGAGCUGGUAAACACCCAAUCAACUGAAAGUUUCUUAAUGGCCUUCCAAAGAUUUGCUGCAGUUAGGGGCUAUCCUAAGAAGAUCUAUUCAGAUCCAGGAACCAAUUUCAUUGGGGCAAGACCAGUUCUACAGGAGCUUUACAAAUUCUUGGAGGGCAUCGACAAGUCCGCUCUAGGAGAAAUGGCCGCACAAAAUGGAACAGAGUGGAUGUGGAAGAUCCAUCCAGCCAAUUCUCCACACAGAAAUGGAGCUGGAGAAGCUGCAGUACGCAUUCUAAAAAGGGCACUCCAAAACUGUGGAGUCGAGUCUACUCUCACUUACAGUGAAUUCCAAACAGUCCUUCAAAUGGCAGCCAAUCUCGCAAACGAACGGCCCAUCGAUGCCAGAGCACAAGCCCAGGAAGACUGCAUCCAGUAUGUAACUCCAAAUGCACUACUGCUGGGGCGAGCAUCUCAAAGCGGUGAUGUCAAAACAUUUGACUUUUCCAGUUACCCAUUCAAACGCCUCCAAACAAUGCAGUCGAUGGUGGAUAAAUUCUGGAGACACUGGAGCCAGCUUGCAGGUCCUAAUUUAUUCUUAAGGACAAAGUGGCAUACCAUGCAUAGGAACGUUGCAAUUGGAGACAUUGUCUGGAUAGCGGAUCAAAAUGCACUCAGAGGCCAGUUCAAACUUGGCAGAGUAAUCAGUGUCAAUCAAGACAGCAAGGGUGCCGUAAGAGACGUCAAUGUCCGAACCUUCCCAAGUUACCCUGUUCCUAUCACAAAGCCCUCAAAAGCAACAACUAAGAACCAUCCAGUGUCAAAAAGAUGCAAAGAGAAGAUCCCAAGUACCGUUCUUCACAGAGACAUCAGAAGACUGGUGGUCCUUCUUCCAAUUGAAGAGCAAAUGAACAAGUAAUUUAGUAAAACAAUCUAACUUGUCUACAAUUAGUAGUGCCAAACAGUUUGCCUUCUAAGCAUUGCGAUUUCCACUUGUAUCCAAGGAAAAUCGAGUGGGAGGUGUCAAGUCAAACUGAGAAAGAUAUAAAUUAAUUACAAAUUUAAUAUAAACAAAUAAAUAAAUAACAUGGAAAAAUAUAAAUAAUAAAUAAAGAACUAUAGUAGUCUCAGCCAAUCGGAGCAAGGGGCAGAAAAGAGGAACUGAAAAAAAAAAUCCAGUGCUGUGAGGAGCGCGGCUGGCGAGCUCUGCGGAAAUUCCUGGCUGAACGCAAUAAAGAAAAGUGCACAGAUGUCCAACAUCAUCGAAUCCCGGAGUGGAAGCCGGUUUUUCACCUUUCUUGCUGGCAUAUUUGAUACUUUCAAUAAAAAAGAAGAGUGAAAUCCAGUCAAGGCUCCAUCGAUGAUGUUUCCCUCCCUUUCAAGCGGGGAUAUUGUGCACAUAAACAAAUAAGCUUGACACACACUGAAAAACAUCUAUUACAUAUGUAACCCUCAUUCCCUGAAGGAGGGAAUGGAAACGUACAUCGGAACUGACCAACGAAUUGGGAUAUCUAGAGGCCGAUCUGUUUCGAGUGUAACUAAAACGAGCUCAUGCACAUUGGUAUGUGAUUAUUGCAUUCAGCUGCUUUGCCUCGCAGCGUGGGUAUAAAUGAGCAGCAAGUUCAAGCGCAUAUCAGCUUUUAGCUGAGGAGCUGAGCCAAGGUGGCGACCCGGCACCCCAGCAGAGGUACAGCAGCUGUUACAUAUGUAACAAAGACGUUCCCUUUUGGUCAGACAGAGCUUAUGCAGAGAAAUGAACACUGCCCACUCACUGAACUUUGAUAACACUGGGAAAGCGUAAUCUUUCCAUAGAAAAAGGAACGCUGUGGAACCCACAUCCUGCAGAAGGUUUAGUGGAGUAUGCAUAUACGGACUAACCCAGUAGUGCUGUACUUCAUAUCGAAGUCUCUGAGUGGCUCUUACCUGGUUUGGGAGGAUGCAACACAUGGGAGAGAUGGCAGAGCGUACUCUGCCAAGGUAAAAAACACGGGCUUCUGCUUAGGAGCUUUACCAUGGAAAUUACACAUAUGGGAUCCCCCUUAGGGUCGCACAAAUGGACACCCAGCCUAGAACUGGUACUUGUGGAUACAUCAGAUGUAGGCCUGGUGCCAGACGCUCCGCCACGUCCAGCUGCCGAAGGGUGCUCACAGGACUCAACAGGGUCUGCCUCGUAGGGACUCUCUGGAGAAUUGAGUGCAUGUAUUAGCACAGCAAGCUGACACUAAGCUGGGGCCUCUCGGUGUCUCUGAUUGGUUGAGGUGAGAACACGGGAGGAGACCGGCUUGACACAAAGGCUAUAGAAUCUAGCGAACAUGUUAGGUGUUGCCCAGCUCGCAGCUCUACAAAUAUCUGUCAGCGAGGCGCCAUGUGCCGGCACCCAGGAGGACUCAACACUUCUAGUAGAGUGAGCUCGCAGCCUGAGCGGGCAGGGCAUGCCUUGUGCUUGGUAAGCCAAGGCGAAGACCCCUUCUGCUGACCUCCAUAACAAAGAGCUGGUCUGAGGUUCUAAAGCUUUGCAUUCGGUCCACAUACAUUCGUAAUGCUCGGACAGGACAGAGCAAAGCUACGGCUGGGUCUGCCUCCUCUGCGGGCAGUGCUUGCAGGUUCACUACCUGGUCUUUAAAAGGAGUGGUAGGAACCUUGGGCACAAAGCCAGGCUGGGGUCUCAGUACCACAUGGGCAUCGCCCUGCCCGAACUCUAGGCGUGAUUUCGUUGACCGAAAAUGCCUGCAGGUCCCCUACCCUCUUAAUUGAGGCCAAUGCAACUAGAAACAAAGUCUUCAUGGUUAAAAUCUCCAGAUCAACUGAUUGCAAAGGCUCAAAGGGGACAAUCUUUGAGAAAGCAGAUCCUUCUUCAGAGAAAUCGGCCAAGUAGGGGCUGUUGCAAGGAGCAUCAGUUCUGGGAACCAGGUCCAGUUGGGCCAAUGGGGCGCAACUAGCAGGACCUACUCCUCAUCCUCCCUGACCUUACACAGUGUCUCACUGGGGGAAACGCAUAUUUGCAUAUGCCCUGGGGCCAGCUGUGUGCCAGUACAUCCGUGCCGAGUGUCCCCCGGUCAGAGAAUAAAACAACAGGCAGUGAGUGAUUUCUUGAGAGGCAUACAGGUCUGGACCGUCUCCAUUCUCCUGGGAGUGCAGCUAAUGAUAGCUCGUCGGCCACAUGGUUGAGCGUGCCAGGAAUGUGAAUGGAACAAAGCGACCUCAGAUGCUUCUGACUCCAGAGGAGGAGAUGGUCGGCAAGUUGCAACAUUGAUGGUUGAUGUACGCAACGGCCACAGUGUUGUCCAUCUGGACCAGUACAUCUUUGCUCUGUAGGCGCAUUUUUAGAUGGCUCAGUGCAAGAUGUACUGUUAGCAACUCUAGGCAAUUGAUAUGCCAAUGCAGAUGGGGUCCCGUCCAAACCCCUGUGACUGCAUGCCUGUUGUAAGUGGCACCCCAGCUGGUGGCAGAGGCAUCUGUGAAUACCACUAUGUGCCUGGACAUUUGUUCCAGGGGUACUCCUCCCCAUAGAAAUGAAGGGUUUGACUACUGGCUGAAGGUUAUGGUGACAAGUCGGUGUGAUUUUUACUGCUGCGUUUGCCAUGCCCAUUUCGGGAUUCAGCCGUGAAGCCAGUGCUGAAUUGGUCUCAUAUGAAGUAAACCGAGCGGUGUUACUGCCACUGUGGCUGCCAACUGGCUGAGGUGACUGAGCACCAAGUCUCUGUGUUCGCAUAACUGAUCUUGAGACUGUGCUAGUAUGAGCCAGUCACUUUCUCUCAGGGGAAGAAGGGCCGCCUCCGUGACUUUCAUUAAGACACGGGGAGAUGGGGCCAGCCCGAAGGGCAGGACUUUGUACUGAUAUGCCCAACCCUCGAAUGCAAAGCGCAUGAAUGACCUGUGUCGAGGGAGAAUCGAGACAUAAAAGUAAAUGUCCUUCAGGUCAAUGUGGGUGCAUGAGAAGGCUUGGUUGCAUCCUCAAGCCGCCAACUGCUGCCUGUUAGCGACAGAGGAGGAUUAGAGUGGUCCGGUUCUGCAAUGUCCACUGUUUUCUGUGCCCUGUUGGGACCCAGAGAAGAAGGAAACUGCUCUUUUUUUGACAAUGUGGGUACUGCUGGCUCUGGGGUCAGCGUCAGAACAAAAAGAAAAGCAAACUGUGGAUUCUCCACCUGGUCCUCCUUCGGGAGGAGAAACCAAUUGUCCAACCAAGAGGGUUCGGGAUGCAGUGGAGGGUUCCACUCAUGCCCGACGCUCUCAGUAGCCCGGAAAAGCAGAGCCAUCAUCUCUGGGUCUGACUUGGUCUAUGCUACCACACCCAAAGUUGGGUAGCACAGUCAAAUCAUCAUCUCCAGAAAGAGUGGGUGCAGACCUCAAAGGUGGCCCAAGCCGUUCCUCAGGCAGCUCUACUGGCUGUGGAGCAGAGGAGAGAGGGGGUCUAGGGGGUUGGUUACCCAAAAGGAUCAGCCCUCACUAUAACCAACAUUUAACACUCUUUAAACACACUAAAUCUCAGCACAGUCAGGAUUAAGAGUCCAUUAAUUUUAAUUGUAGAAAACUAGAUAAUGUAGAGAUUUAUUUUUAGUUUUAAAAUCUUCAUUGUAUCAAUAUCACAGAUUAUGACAUGGCGAAACACUAAAUUACAUAGAUGACAUGUCUGUCAUAAUUAUUCAUGAGAUUGUGUGUUCUUAUCCUAUGAGAAGACAUUUCUCUUUAUUAUUCAUGACAACAUGGUGCUUUCCUAUGCCAGACGCUUCAAACUGUAAGAUCACGUAGUAGAUAAGAGAGGCAUUCGUGGGUCACAAUUGUUUGUGUCCAUGGUGUAAGAGUUCGAGGGUGUUGCAUGGCUUUCCCUGCGAUGCUGUCAGGGUGAGACACUGGCUGCAGGCGGUUGGUUUGCCAUCAACUACUGACAUAAUCAAAUUGUUUGAUGCAAGCAUUUUUCUGAGAGCUAGGAGAAUCUUCUGUUUCACUAUUCAUCUUUAUUGUCAGUGCCCUGAAGGUGUGUAGAUUUGUGCAAUUGGUUUUUAUUACGUGUUUCAGAAAUUUAUUAUCAAAUAUAUGCAUUUAUAAUGUAUGUUAACAUUUAUGUUUAUACUUUUAAAGGGAAAACCAGAUGGUAUUCAAUGUAUUUCACAUGAAAUUAACUUUGUCAGCCAUAAAAUUUCUAGUUUCCCCCUUAUAUAUAGUGAGAGCCGGCAUGGGCCACUGACAAAUGACAGUUGCUCAUCCCUCUUUCUCUCCUGUCUUGCCCUGCCCCACUCGCUCUUUCCUUUCUUCUCACAGCUCUCCACACACAUUUAAGAUGAUUGUGAGGUAGACUUGAUCUGAAAGACGGGGGUUUAAUGACUCUUUAAUGUUUAUUACAUUAACCUCUCCUGUUACAAUUUUUUCUAGAUUUUUGUGUGAUAUACAGUUUUAAUUUAUGUCAGAUUGCAUAUAAUCUUUCUCACAUAGACAAUCUCUUAGAAUAACAGUAAAACUCACUGACAUAUCUAAUUAAUUGUUUAAAAAAGAGAUAUUGCAAUUACAAAUUACAAACAUGCAAUUAAAUAAAAUAUUUGUCCUGCUUGAGUUUGACUGCAGGUGUGUUAUGAUAAUGUUUUGUGCUUUGUGAUGCAGACCAAGAUCAUCUAACAUGGUGAUUUGAGCUCACGUUAUUGGUUUCUCUUUGAUAAUGAAGUCUCUGUUGAUCUGAGAGAGUGAAGAGUGUG
Molecule: messenger RNA, 11661 nt
Organism: Megalobrama amblycephala (Wuchang bream)
Lineage: Eukaryota; Metazoa; Chordata; Actinopteri; Cypriniformes; Xenocyprididae
Exons: 3
Coding region: 792-6893 (2033 amino acids)
Biological process (GO): DNA integration
Molecular function (GO): nucleic acid binding
Source: RefSeq, a predicted model, not a curated record